This is a messenger RNA of Chaetomium strumarium, 909 nucleotides long. RefSeq lists its product as uncharacterized. The coding region runs from base 201 to 806 and encodes 201 amino acids. The record is from RefSeq and is a predicted model, not a curated record. NCBI's taxonomy places the organism in Eukaryota, Fungi, Ascomycota, Sordariomycetes, Sordariales, Chaetomiaceae. The transcript has a single exon.
CGUUACGCGCCUGCCUUCGUGGCACCGCAACACCGCAAAACCAAAAUGGAAGGUACCAAGUCAAGAAGAGAUAACAACGCAGAGAGAUCACCAGGCAACACCCGGCAGACAAUUUCAGCGAAAAACGCAAUCUGCGGUUGGCCUGCCCACAAGAUACCGGUCUCCCCAGAGUACAUACCAUUCCAGCACGGCGUGCGCCAAUGCUCUGGGUCGAGGGUUUUAAUAAGGUUUCGCUUUUUAUUAAGCCUCAACAACAACCUGGUACCUGCGAUGGUCGCAAGGAGGACAUCGCUGAGGGAAACUACCUUAUUAACCAGGCCUCACUCCAUGUCCAGAGGGCCAAACAAUCCGGAGAAAUGCCAAUCAUCAUGCCUGCCAUCCUGAUCCAUCGUCAUGCUUGGCAAGCAUGGCAACAGGGGCAGCGCACUCACCGAUCUGACAAUCGUCCGCCACGUUCUCGGCAAAGCCGAACUACACUGCUCAGGUCCAGCGUUCAGGAAUUCAGUUAUCCAUUCGACAUCAGUUUUCCCGAACAGAUAUCAAUCAUGAUUAUUAGUGUACCAGUCCACUGUUCCCAACAUCGAGUUCGAAGACCCAUCGUCGUUGGCUGGGAGCCCAGUCGCAAGCAUGAACGCGAGCGCGGGGAACGAAUGAGGCGAGGGCUUCGUCCACACCGCAAUGACCCCUAUGAUCAGACCACCAGACGCCACUACUAUCAGCCACCGCGACUCGAACCAUGGCCCUCAUUAGCCGACGUCUUCGACGUUUCGGAGGCGGUACCCGUGCUAAGUCUAAUUUGGAAAUGACAUCCUCGAGAACAGGUUGCAAGGAACGCGAAGGGGCCGGAUCCAUGCUGUCGGUUCCCUCACCUUCGACGAUACUCGAGGAGGUCGUCACUAACGUGGCGGG